Molecule: messenger RNA, 3346 nt
Organism: Penaeus monodon (black tiger shrimp)
Lineage: Eukaryota; Metazoa; Arthropoda; Malacostraca; Decapoda; Penaeidae
Product: glycosylated lysosomal membrane protein-like
Exons: 7
Coding region: 212-1480 (422 amino acids)
Cellular component (GO): lysosome
Source: RefSeq, a predicted model, not a curated record
AAUUAACAGCUUCGUCCAGCCAGUCAGGAAUCCGGGUGAAUCCGCAGCUCGCACUUACGCGAACGUCCUCCUCUCAACAACAGUAUCACUCGAAUCACAAGACAGAGCAGGUGGAAAACGAAGAAAAAACGAAGGACCACGACGAAAAAUCCAGGGAGUGUAGACUGGUAUAGUCUAAAACCCAAUAAAGGAAGACAAAAAAAAAGAAGAAAUGUUUCUCGUCAGGCAAGGAUUUCUCGUAAUUUCCUCGUGUUUGCUCUCCUUGGUGGCUGCGAGUUCGUCAAGAACUGUCUCCCCUCCUGUCAUCAACCCAGGCUGCACAACAUCAUGCUCAGAGCCCUGGGUAGUCCACAUUAAAGCUGAUGGGGAGAAUGACACAAUCCACCACAUCUGGGGCAUGCAUGCUGCCCCUUCCUUUCUCUUUGCUACAACGGAUUUGUCGUCUGAGCUGAAAGUCAACUGGAAGAAAUUGGAGGCAGGAGAAGAGAAGUCGAUUCAGUUUGAUUCUCCACCAAAUUACGUCUUUGGAUUUGCUAUACCCAAUUUGAUACUCUUCAAUGAUGUCAAUGAUACAGGCAAGCUGGACGGCAUCCCUGCUGAAGAUCGGCAAGUUGUUUCUAUGUCAGAGUUUGAGUGGGAGGUGCAAGAAACCUUCAAUGAUUCAACCCGUGAGGCAGCAGUGAUAUUCAAGACUUCAAAGUUCAGAGGAGACCCCUUGCCCAAUGACACUCACAUCAGUAUUCAGAUGGCAGCUUAUGGUGUGGAUGGUAGAAGCACAGUGUUACCCCACCUCAUAAGAACACCUGACUCGGCUCAAUUUGACAUUGUGCUGGAUCACCUCUUCUUGAAUUUAAACUCAACAGAAUUAACCCUUGAGAAGAAGCCAGACUAUUAUCCAAUGAGUGGUUUUGCAAAACCACGCUGGGCCUUCGAUUUCUUAUUGUUUAGUACAGAGAAAGCAGAUGGAAAGACAAUGCAAAUUUCAAAACAAAAGUCUCUUGAUGAUGAAAAUACUCCUGGAGUUUUUCAUCUGGAUGAGAUCACCACACCAUUAACUCAGGCAGGAAAACAGGGUGGUUACCUUCAGUGGCGACCAGUUAGCUACCUCACCAGUGAUCGUGACAUUAAUUUUUCCACCUUUCCCAAUAUCAAUGAGACUUUUCCACCUCUUGAUAACAUUACACUUGCAAAGUCCUCUUUGGCAUAUGCCCUGCUUGGAGAGGACCUGUUGACAAGAGUCACAGCCACAACAACAGUAGCAUUUGGACAGCCAAAAGACAACUUCUACACUGGCAGUAACUACACAACAUGGACUGUGGCUAUGGGGCAAGGUUCCCCUCCCAUUGAGACAUUUUCAACCAUGGUAAUUAUCGUCAUUAGCUUGGGGGUUGGCAUCCCUGUGCUUAUGUUCCUCAUUGGAGGUAUUGUGAUAGCCUCACGCAGGUGUCGUCAGUCAUCAGAUCAACUCCUGCUGAAUUAGGCCUGUCAGUUUUUUAUAUAAUUACCCCACAGAGAUCUUUAUGGAUUUAUUGUUAAAUGGUCACUAGUAUUUUCUUUAUUAGAUAUACUUAUACAUAUAUCAAAACAUGAAAUUAUGCUAACCUUAAAUGAUAAUUCAGUUCUCAUGAAAAUAAGUGCCUUCUGAGAUUGUUGCAGGGUUUUGUUAAUGUUUUGACACAACAGACAUACUUGAUACAAGUCCAAGUGUUAUAGCAGGAUAAACUUUGUAGGAAUCAUCUUUAAGGUUUGAUAAUGUUAGCAUAUAACACCCAAACCUCUCGCCAAAUGACGGGUUUUCCUAUGCUUAAGUGGCUGUUUGUGAGGUCACACAGUACUAGUUCUGUGAUUCAGUCAUUGUUUGCUGUGCAUCUGCAUUCCCAUGGUUUUCAUUUGCAAGUGUGAAAAAAUAAUAGUAUUCAGCCAGUUUUGUAAGUGUAGCUUUGAAUGCAGAGGUUCAGUUUACAUCUCUAGUGUCCCAUGAUGAAUAUGAUUUAAACUACAAACUGUCUUCAAUAUACAUCCAGAAUGGAUUGAUACCAAAUUCACUUGAUAUAGUAUUUGUACAUGUUAUCAAAAAACUAAUAGAAAUUUAAAAGUAGCUAUGAAUAGUUACUGAAGUUUUCCAGAUUUUAGAACAAUGUAUCUGGGUCUUUCUAAUUCUGAAUUUCUGUAUUUCAUUUUGCAUUAAUGUAAUUCAAACUUUAUUUUUACAUAAUUGAUUUUAAUAAUUAAUUGAGACGGUUUAGAAGCAGGAAUGAAAAACUGUGACAAACAGUGACAGUAUAUGGUUCUUCAUCUAUAUAGGAAUUAAUUAAUGGUGCCUUAACAUCUUGAUGAAAAUCUAGCAUUAGGUAUAUGAGAUUCACAGAAUUAGUAUAAGACUGUUUGACUGCCUUUACACAGUAGCAUUAUUUGAUAGUAUUGCCAUGGUGUUGACAGUGAUAAUGGAAUUUAUUUUUUAAACUUACUUUUAGUAAAUUUCUUAGUUCACAGAACUAGUAAUGUUUAAUGGGACCAAUAGUAUGUUACUGUAUUUACUAACCAGGCCACAUUGUUGCUAGUCAGAACUUUUACAAUUUAGAAUUAAUCCAUUGGUGCCAGGUUCAUACACUGAGAACUAGUUUUGUUUUGUCCAUUUUUUUUACACAUGGAUGGCUCCACAAGUGCUUAAUCACCAAAUAGUCAAUUACUAGGCCUACUUGAUCUUACCUUUUUACCCUAAUCUUUGAAAUUAUGAAAAAAAAAAAAAAAAAAAAUACUAUUAUUAUUGUUAUUGACAUCAUUAUUAAAAUUUAUUAUUGGCAUCAUCAUUAUUGUUAUGUUAUUAAUAGUACUGAUAAUAAUAGAAAAAAUAGUAACCAAGCACUUGUAGGGCCAGUUAAGCGUAAACAAAACCAGCAAAUUAAAAUCACAGUGGACAAGGCAUGUUGGUGCAAAUACAUUCCCUGGCCACAUCCCUUCCAGCUUCAGAGGAUUAAUGGAUCAUGUAAUGUUUUUUUUCUUUCUUAUUUUGAAUACCAAAGUUGACCUAAUAAUGUCUAGUUAUGUAUGAUGUGAAAACCACAUCCCAAGGAACAGUAUGUUUGCAUGCAUUUUUCUUGUUUUCCAUCUUUCUUUUCUGAUUUUCCAAAUGGAAGUUUUUGAAGAUUAACUUAGUUGGUGUCAUAUGCUCAGGUGCUGUCAUCAGACAGCUGUGUAGUGUGAAACAGUUCCUUAAAUUGCUAUAAUUUUCAUGUAAAAUAAGUCUGAAAACAAUUGGUUGUGAUUUAAAAAGUUGGUAUGUCAUUUGAAAGCACUUGCUUUGUCAACCUGACUUUAAUUUUUUACAUAGAUAAUCAUUGCACUU